Molecule: messenger RNA, 662 nt
Organism: Cynara cardunculus var. scolymus (artichoke)
Lineage: Eukaryota; Viridiplantae; Streptophyta; Magnoliopsida; Asterales; Asteraceae
Product: protein FATTY ACID EXPORT 6
Exons: 3
Coding region: 136-495 (119 amino acids)
Cellular component (GO): membrane
Source: RefSeq, a predicted model, not a curated record
CACGAACCAGGAACGUUGACCCUCAUAUGAUCUUUAGACUUUCUCCACAUAAGACUCCCACCAUCUAUUCAAAUCAAACCCGUUCAACAUUUCCGAUCGCCAAAAACCCUAAUCCCACAUCUUGUUACCCGCAAAAUGCAUGAUUUUUGCUUUACGAUCCCCUACGGGAUGAUAGUCUUCUGUGGCGGGAUUAUAGGCUUUGCAAGAAAAGGAAGCACCACGUCCUUGGCUGGUGGCGCCGCUACUGGUUUAUUGCUCUUCCUUGCUUCCUAUCUCAGUCUCAAUGCCUUCCACAAGCGAAAGAACUCAUGGUUCGGCUUCAUUCUCGAAACUGUAUGUGCUGCUGUUCUCACAUGGGUUAUGGGACAACGAUACACCGAAACUGCCAAGAUAAUGCCUGCUGGUGUUGUUGCUGGUAUCAGUGGUGCGAUGACAGCAUUUUAUCUGUACAAGAUUGCCACAGGAGGUAACCAUUUUUCCACCAAGACUGAAUGAUGAGGGAUUCUCUCUUGACUCUAAAUGUAGUAGCUGUAAACAAACUGCAAAUGUAUUCUGAAUGUUCAUUGUGUAUACCGGAUACGGUGAUGGUGUUUCAUGAAAAAGAAAAUUAUGUUGUGCUUGUACCUUCGCAUUUGCUCUAUUCAAUUAGUUAUGUUAUUCCA